This is a messenger RNA of Marasmius oreades (fairy-ring Marasmius), 541 nucleotides long. RefSeq lists its product as uncharacterized. The record is from RefSeq and is a predicted model, not a curated record. Gene Ontology annotation, molecular function: carbon-sulfur lyase activity. NCBI's taxonomy places the organism in Eukaryota, Fungi, Basidiomycota, Agaricomycetes, Agaricales, Marasmiaceae. Bases 1 to 540 code for a protein of 179 amino acids. The transcript is spliced from 5 exons.
AUGGCAAUGUCGUCACCACAGCCUGGCACAGAACCUAAACGUCUAAUGCCCGUUGAACUCAAAGGAAGCUGCCACUGCGGCGCUAUCCGCUUUUCUCUGCAGUCAAGUACUGCUGUCCCCUACCAGCUCUGUCUGUGCUCUAUCUGCCGAAAAGUCGGAGGUACAAAUGGCUCUAUCAAUCUCGGAGGUUACUACAAAACCUUGAACAUUACGCAGGGCAAGGAACACAUCAGCGUCUACCAUGCGAUGUUGGACCGCGAUACUCCCAAUGAAAGGAGAGCGUCUUCAGAAAGAAGUUUUUGCUCGAAAUGUUCCACCAUGUUAUGGCUUUAUGAGAAGUCCUGGCCGGAGCUCAUUCAUCCUUUUGCAUCCGCCAUCGAUUCGCCUGAGCUCUCGCCUCCAAAAAAAAUGGUAUGCUUGAAACUUGUAGAUAAGCCGGACUACGUUCGGCUUCCGGAGGGGGAGAAAAGUUGCUUCGAAGACUAUCCAGAACUUUCUCUCGAGCAAUGGCACAAGGAAAAUGGUUUGUAUGUUGAAUGAU